This is a messenger RNA of Camelina sativa (false flax), 1446 nucleotides long. RefSeq names its product mitogen-activated protein kinase 4. Gene Ontology annotation, biological process: protein phosphorylation. The record is from RefSeq and is a predicted model, not a curated record. Gene Ontology annotation, molecular function: MAP kinase activity; ATP binding. NCBI's taxonomy places the organism in Eukaryota, Viridiplantae, Streptophyta, Magnoliopsida, Brassicales, Brassicaceae.
CACUUUUCACUGUUGAAUAAAAAAAGGUCGAGACUUUGUAACAUAAGAUUUGUUAGAAAUGUCAACACCACCCACCCAUCUCUUCCUCCUCAAUAUCUCUGUGGCGUGUAUCUAGGGCUGGGUUCCAUCUUUGGGGAUUCCGAUGUCGGCGGAGAGUUGUUUCGGGAGUUCAGGUGAUCAGAGCAGCAAAGGGGUGCCUACUCAUGGUGGUAGCUAUGUUCAGUAUAAUGUCUAUGGCAAUCUCUUCGAAGUUUCUAGAAAAUAUGUUCCUCCUCUUCGCCCGAUCGGUAGAGGCGCUUAUGGAAUCGUCUGUGCUGCUAUAAACUCAGAGACUGGAGAAGAGGUUGCUAUCAAGAAGAUUGGUAAUGCUUUUGACAACAUUAUCGACGCUAAAAGAACUUUGAGAGAGAUUAAGCUUCUCAAGCAUAUGGAUCAUGAAAAUGUUAUUGCUGUAAAGGAUAUAAUAAGACCACCUCGGAGAGAGAACUUUAAUGAUGUUUACAUUGUUUAUGAGCUCAUGGACACUGAUCUCCACCAGAUUAUACGCUCUAACCAACCGUUGACUGAUGAUCAUUGUCGGUUCUUUCUGUAUCAGUUGCUGCGUGGGCUCAAGUAUGUUCAUUCAGCUAAUGUACUGCAUCGAGAUUUAAAACCCAGCAAUUUGCUCCUGAAUGCAAACUGUGAUCUAAAGCUUGGGGAUUUCGGGCUUGCAAGGACCAAAUCCGAGACAGAUUUCAUGACUGAAUAUGUUGUUACACGUUGGUACCGAGCUCCAGAGUUGCUUCUUAAUUGCUCAGAAUACACAGCAGCAAUCGAUAUUUGGUCUGUCGGUUGUAUUCUCGGUGAAACAAUGACACGAGAGCCGUGUUUUCCUGGUAAAGAUUAUGUUCAUCAGCUUAGACUCAUCACUGAGCUUAUAGGAUCGCCUGAUGACUCAAGCUUGGGGUUCUUAAGGAGUGACAACGCAAGAAGGUACGUUAGACAGCUUCCACAGUACCCGAGACAGAACUUUGCUGCUAGAUUCCCAAACAUGUCAGCUGGUGCAGUCGAUUUGCUGGAGAAAAUGCUCGUCUUUGAUCCAAGCAGACGCAUCACAGUUGAUGAGGCGUUGUGCCACCCGUAUCUGGCACCACUGCAUGAUAUAAACGAAGAACCGGUGUGUGUAAGGCCGUUCAAUUUCGAUUUCGAGCAACCUUCUUUGUCAGAAGAGAACAUUAAGGAGCUUAUAUAUCGUGAAACAGUCAAGUUCAAUCCUCAAGAGUUCUCACAAUGAGAGAGAGAGAGAGAGACCUUAAAAGGAAACUCGUCAAAAUGCUUGUUUUGUUAUGCUCUGUUUUUGCUAUUGAAUCUCUGAUAAGUUUGAUUAUAUGUCUGUAAUAUGAACAACAUCCGAAAAAAAAAAAAAAGAACAACCUUGAAGCUGUGUUAUGCAGAUACAGUCAGAUU